Thermothelomyces thermophilus ATCC 42464 is the source of this 862-nucleotide messenger RNA. RefSeq lists its product as uncharacterized. Gene Ontology annotation, biological process: translation. Lineage: Eukaryota; Fungi; Ascomycota; Sordariomycetes; Sordariales; Chaetomiaceae. Gene Ontology annotation, molecular function: structural constituent of ribosome. The record is from RefSeq and is a predicted model, not a curated record. The transcript has 3 exons. Gene Ontology annotation, cellular component: ribosome; cytosolic large ribosomal subunit. Bases 62 to 382 code for a protein of 106 amino acids.
GACCGACGACACCACCACGACCACCACCCUCACCACAUCACGACCGGAUCCAGCCGUCAAAAUGGUGAACAUUCCCAAGACCCGGAAGACCUUCUGCAAGGGCAGCCAGUGCAACAAGCACACCCUGCACAAGGUCACCCAGUACAAGGCCGGAAAGGCCUCGGCGUUCGCGCAGGGUAAACGCCGUUACGACCGCAAGCAGUCCGGUUACGGUGGUCAGACCAAGCCCGUCUUCCACAAGAAAGCCAAGACCACCAAGAAGGUCGUCCUCCGGCUGGAGUGCUCUCAAUGCAAGACCAAGAAGCAGCUUCCGCUCAAGCGCUGCAAGCACUUCGAGCUUGGUGGUGACAAGAAGACCAAGGGUGCCGCCCUCGUGUUCUAAGCGCCUUGCGGUCGGGGUAGUCGGUGCUGACGAGAUGAGAACGUGGCUUCGGUUUUUCGGAAGCUGGCCUUGCAUGGCCCUGCCCGCCAUGCAGUGGGAAUCCAGAGAGCGAUUUUGAUCUUGACAUGGGGGAAUCGGGCAUAGAGGAACAUGUACAUGGGCAUGGGUGGUUCGGACGCGGGACAACAAGCACAAUACCAUCCUUGGGGCGUUUCGUCUGCGCUUUUAUUCACGACUAUUGCUUCUGGUUCUCCGCGCGUCCGGUAUUUGGUACCCAUCAAGCCCUCGUGUCUUGGCUAGCAUCUGGUGGUUGGGGAAGACGGCGCAUGUAGCUGUCGAAUGCCGAAUGCCAAGUCAUCCGUCCAUCAUUGCAGCACAAAAGGAAACUCGCGAGAGAGAGAGAGGCCCGGGGUUCCAGAUGAGGCCUUUAUAAGUGAUACAAGGUGUCUUUGACAUGUCCGGCAUUCCGGCUACACGGGG